UGUGUCUUGAGCACAGUAAGCACAUCCUCUCUCUCUUGUGCACAUCUGCAGCACACCAAAAUGUGUGUUUCAUUGUGGAAUCACCGGACUGCUUCUAAAAUGCCCAUAAGAUGUGGUACAUGUCAGCUGCUUGUUUGAUAGUAAAACGCCACAGGUACGAGCAUGAUAACAUGAAUGUACAGUACAGUAAAUGAUCGAGUGCCUCCAUAAUGAAAGCUCUGUAAUACAUGCAAAAACCUCAUUUAAAUAAGGCGGUCUGCACCAGUUAUGAAUAGCAUGUGCAAUGUUAGUAGAUCACACGCGUUACGCCCACAAAUGGUACAUGCACAUUUAUAAAUUGCACACUGUUUAGCACAUGGUAUUUGGAUCUUAGUAGAUCAGGCCUUUAAAGUGUUUUUUUUGUUCUUAAGUUUGCUAUUUAGUGAGUAUUCCUAACUUAUUUUUCACAUUUUAGUGUUUGUUUAUUACAUUGGUUGGGUUAAUCUUUUAGUUGACCUUCAAUGUAUAGCAUGUGUAUAUUAAUGAAUUGUAGCAGUCACCAUAGCAGCGGGAUGUACUGGGGUUAGUGGUUUGACAGUAGUUUUUAUAUACUAUUAAUAUCGUAUUUGUCUGCAGGGGCUGAUUCAGGUGCUGUCAAGAUGGUGGCACCUGGCAGUAGAGACGCAAAGAACAUGCCGUGUUUAAGACCCACACGUUGCUGCCCACAGAAAUUCAAACUACGAUGAGAAAGUAGGAUGUAGGUGAAGAUAACAUGGCUCAUCCGCUUCUCCGAUAAACAGCAUUCUUCCUUCUGGGGAUCUUCCAAAGUCUUCACUUUCCAACAUGCGUCCGUCUCUUGCCACGGCAGUCCUUCCAGCCAGGACGCGUUCCCACAACGCCCCCAUUCUGGCCGUAGGGAGUCGUGAACAACUCUCAGCCCCUCGAAGGCGUAGUCCUAACCUCCGACACACCCUGAGCCCAGAAAACCUUCGAACACUGGCAGAAAGAGGAGGGUCUUGUGUCGACAGUGUGUCUAUGAUCAGCGGUCCCAUUGGACUUUCACGUGCCAAUAGCGACACAGAUCUGAUUAGCUCUCAGAGCAGGUCCUCACUGACGGCAUCCACUCUGGAGUACACUUUGAACCGUGGCCAGAACCUCGUCAUAUCCUGGGAUAUCAAGGAGGAAGUGGACGCUACAGACUGGAUUGGACUGUACCAUAUUGAUGAAAUCAGUCCAUCCAACGUGUGGGACUGCAAGAACCGAGGCGUGAAUGGGACUCAGAAAGGUCAGAUAGUGUGGCGACUGGAGGCGGGGCCUUACUUCAUGGAUCCCGAGACGAAGAUCUGCUUCAAGUAUUACCAUGGAGCGAGUGGAGCCCUGCGAGCCACAACCCCCUGCAUCACGGUGAAGAACACAGCUGUCCUGGUGGAGUGUCUUUCAGAGCAGGUGGGGGUUGAACAUCCUCGGAAACUGAUAAGCUUCACUUUGACAGAUCUGCGGGCCAACAGCCUAAAAAAAGGUAUGUUUUUUCAUCCGGAUCCAUAUCUAAAGAUGUCCAUCCAUCCUGGCAAAAGGAGCGUCUUCCCCGUCUUCAGCCAUCACGGACAAGAACGCCGAUCAGCCAUCAUCGCAAACACCAUCAACCCAGUUUGGCUUGGAGAGAAAUACACCUUUGUAGCACUAAUGACGGACAUUUUGUACAUCGAAGUCAAGGACAAGUUUGCCAAAAGUCGACCAAUCAUCAAACGCUUUCUUGGUCAGCUAACAAUCCCUGUACAGCGCCUGAUCGAAAAGAUACCUGGAGUCCAGCCUGUGAGUUUCUCUUUGUGCCGCCGCCUCCCUACGGAACACGUGAGCGGAAAUUUGCAGUUCAAGGUGGAGCUGACAUCUACUGGUGCUGAUGAUGCUAUCGUUGGCCUUUCGAGCUUUAAUGGAGCUCCAGGGACUCCAUCAGAUGAUGAGGAUCUGCCUCAUCACUUUCCAGGAAUGCUCUCAGCAGGCCCCUCCCCCACUGAGUCCCAGGACUCCCAAUGUGUUUGGGAUGGCGGGGCCUCAGCAUACCCAGAAAAGGAUCUUCCUCUUGUCGGAUCUGAAGCUAGAUUUUUGGAGGAACGUGAGUUGCUUCAUAGGUCACUCAGUGAGGGCCUGGACGCUAUUGAGGUCCGCAAACGUCCAGGAGAAAGGCCCUUCGGUGCCGCCUCUCCCAAACUAUGUUCAAGCUUCCCCACACAUUCGCGGCUUAGCGCGAUGUUACACAUUGAUUCCGACGAGGACGAAGACAGGUCCGGGGCAAAUGAAACACUUCCAAUACCGCCCUCCCCGUUGUUGUUAAAUGGAGUUCCUCAAGAUGUUACUGGUCCUGAUGAAGAUGAGACGCAGUCUGGAGAAGAGGAGCCUGAGCGUCUUGAAGAUGUAACCUCCGAGGCCCGGGUGGCUCAUGAGGUGGAAGCAGGUCUGAACCAGGAUGAUGUUAUGGACCUAGAUGUCUUCCCCGAGGUGGAAGAAGCUCGAUUCUCAGAGGCUGUUUCCCAUAAUACCUUACCAGAGGGGGCAGAGGAACCCGCUGAAGAACUUUCUUCAGAGAUGGACACCUGCUCCAUGGCAACAGCACCUCAGACGGCCAUCUCCUCCUCAGACAGCUGUCCUGUCACCUUGACUGUCGGUGUGGAAGCAGAGGAAGUUCCAGACCCCGUCAUGGAUUCCGGAGAAAAUAUGAUUUGUGGUAAUGCAGACAAUGAAGGCCGUGGACAGGGAGAAACGGCCUCAGCUUCAGACCAGGAUAACUUUCUGGAGAUAAGUGUGAGGAAGCUGAGCCUCCAGGAAAACCAAGACGAAGAUGACUCAAAGCCACAUGAGGAGAUGGUUACCAUAGAAACAGAUGUAGAGGAAGGUUCUCCUGUUAAUGGUCAUCCUGUUAGGUCCCUUCCAUCUGUUCGACAAGACAUUCACCGCUAUCAGCGUGUGGACGAGCCUCUUCCACCCAACUGGGAGGCUCGAAUUGACAGUCAUGGAAGAAUUUUUUUUGUUGACCAUGUGAACAGAACCACCACAUGGCAGCGACCCACUGAACCUCCUGCACAACAGGGCCUGACCCGGUCUAACUCUAUUCAGCAAAUGGAACAACUCAACCGCAGAUAUCAGAGCAUCAGGAGAACUAUUACCAGCAGUGAGAGAACAGAGGACAGCUCAGCUGAUCUGCUUCUUGAACCAGAGCCUGAUUUGAUGCUUCAUUCCAUUUCUGAAUACCGACGAGAGAGUGCAGUCAGUCAUUCAAGUGGUCGUCUUUCUCUGCUGCUCCAGUCUCCCAGCGCCAAGUUCCUGUGCAGCCCAGAUUUCUUUACUGUGCUGCAUUCUAACCCUAGUGCCUACCGUAUGUUUACAAGCAACACCUGUCUGAAGCAUAUGAUCAGUAAGGUGCGGCGAGAUGCUCAUUACUUUGAGCGCUACCAGCACAACCGUGACCUGGUGACCUUCCUCAACAUGUUUUCCAACAAACAGUUGGAGCUUCCCCGCGGUUGGGAAAUGAAACAUGACCAUACCGGGAAGCCCUUCUUUGUGGAUCACAAUUGUCGCUCAACGACCUUCAUUGACCCACGGCUUCCUCUUCAGAGUUCUCGCUCCACCGGCCUGUUGGCCCACCGCCAGCACCUAAGCCGCCAGCGCAGCCACAGCGCCGGAGAGGUGACUGAUGACUCUCGACAAAGCAAUACACCCAUGAUGCCACGACCAUCCAGUACCUUCAGCGGUUCCAGUCGAAGCCAGUACCCGGAUGUGGUGCCUGUGGCGUACAAUGAUAAGAUUGUGGCUUUUCUACGACAAGCGAACAUAUACGAGAUCCUGCAGGAACGACAACCAGAACUUCCCAGGAACAGUUCUCUCAAAGAGAAGGUACAGUUUAUUCGCAGUGAGGGAGCCAGUGGGCUUGCACGCCUCUCUGGGGAUGCUGACCUCGUCAUGCUGCUGAGUUUAUUUGAAGAGGAGGUGAUGUCAUAUGUGCCACCUCUGCUGCACCCAAACUACUGCCUCUCCUCCUCUCCCCAAAACUCUCCUGGCACCCAACGAGCAAACGCGAGAGCUCCUGCUCCCUACAAACGAGACUUUGAGGCCAAACUGAGAAACUUCUAUCGGAAGCUGGAGACUAAAGGAUAUGGACAAGGACCUGGAAAAGUAAAGCUGGUGAUACGUAGAGACCAUCUUCUAGAAGAUGCCUUCAACCAAAUCAUGUGUUACUCUCGCAAAGAUCUACAAAGGAGCAAACUUUACGUCAGCUUUGUAGGAGAAGAUGGGUUAGACUACAGUGGUCCAUCCAGAGAGUUUUUCUUUCUUGUGUCCAGAGAGCUUUUUAAUCCCUACUAUGGCUUGUUUGAAUAUUCAGCGAACGACACGUACACGGUGCAGAUGAGCCCCAUGUCUGCCUUUGUAGAUAACCACCAUGAAUGGUUUCGUUUUAGCGGGCGUAUCCUGGGACUGGCUCUGGUCCAUCAGUAUCUGCUGGAUGCCUUCUUUACCCGACCUUUCUACAAGGGUCUGUUACGCAUAUCAUGUGACCUAAGUGAUCUGGAGUUCCUGGAUGAAGAGUUCCACCAAAGUCUACAGUGGAUGAAGGAUAACGACAUCGAGGACAUGCUGGACCUGACCUUCACUGUCAACGAGGAGGUCUUUGGACAGAUCACAGAGCGAGAGCUCAAGCCGGGUGGGGCGAGUAUUCCUGUGUCGGAGAAGAACAAGAAGGAGUACAUCGAGUGUAUGGUCAAGUGGCGCAUUGAGAGGGGCGUGGCUCAGCAGACCGAGAGUCUGGUUCGGGGCUUCUAUGAGGUGGUGGAUGUGCGGCUAGUGUCUGUGUUCGAUGCCAGGGAGUUGGAGCUGGUGAUGGCUGGAACUGCAGAAAUUGACCUGACAGACUGGAGGAACAACACGGAGUACAGAGGAGGUUACCAUGACGACCACAUCGUGAUUCGCUGGUUCUGGUCAGCAGUGGAAAGGUUCAACAAUGAACAAAAACUCAGACUGCUGCAGUUUGUGACAGGUACGUCAAGUAUUCCCUACGAGGGCUUUGCCUCGCUGCGAGGAAGUAACGGACCCCGCAGAUUCUGUGUGGAGAAGUGGGGCAAAAUCACCUCCUUACCAAGAGCUCACACAUGCUUCAAUCGUCUGGACCUGCCAGCAUACGCAUCCUUCUCGAUGCUGUACGAAAAGAUGGUGACUGCAGUGGAGGAGACCAGCACAUUUGGUUUGGAGUGAAGGCAAAAGGUUGUCUUUAGCAGGACACGUGGACAACAACAGUCCUGAACACAGUGGAUCAUUCUGGAACACUUUUUGAAAAAGAACCAAAAAGAUGAAAAUGUUUUCACUCAGCCUUCAGUGAACUGCCUUCUUCACUCUUCUCCACGUCCUCCUUGUGCACCUUAGAGAGCCAAUGUUCUCCAUUCUCCUCUCUGGACCUCAAAACUGUGUCUGCUCAAUCCCAGAAGCUCACAAAACUUCCCGUCGCAGUCGGAUGAUUGACAGCUUGAAGAAUGUCAGGAAACAUAUUUCAUGUACUCGUUGACACAGAAGACGCACAUCAUCAUGCCAGCUUCAAGAUAAGCUCAGAUACUAUGAUCGCUGUGGAGUGUGAAACACAACUUGAAAACACCAGAUCAAACAUUAACGUACUUUAAGAAAUAAUUGAAUGAAUAAACAUAAACAUAAAAAAUAAGCGAAUGAAUAAAUCACAACUUGAGCACAUCGCCCAAACAUGAACAUAUGUGAAUGAAUGAAUCACAACGUAAACACACCUGCUCAUAUGUGAAUGAAUGAAAUAGGUGAAUCACAAGUGAUGCAUAAGCGAUGAUGUGUAAAUAUAUAUAUAUAUAUAUAUAUAUAUAUAUAUAUAUAU
Molecule: messenger RNA, 5857 nt
Organism: Nerophis lumbriciformis (worm pipefish)
Lineage: Eukaryota; Metazoa; Chordata; Actinopteri; Syngnathiformes; Syngnathidae
Gene: hecw2a
Product: HECT, C2 and WW domain containing E3 ubiquitin protein ligase 2a
Biological process (GO): protein ubiquitination; regulation of dendrite morphogenesis; ubiquitin-dependent protein catabolic process
Cellular component (GO): cytoplasm
Molecular function (GO): protein binding; ubiquitin protein ligase activity
Source: RefSeq, a predicted model, not a curated record